Salvelinus namaycush (lake trout) is the source of this 1374-nucleotide messenger RNA. RefSeq names its product paired box protein Pax-6. Gene Ontology annotation, molecular function: RNA polymerase II cis-regulatory region sequence-specific DNA binding; DNA-binding transcription factor activity, RNA polymerase II-specific. The coding region runs from base 1 to 1374 and encodes 457 amino acids. NCBI's taxonomy places the organism in Eukaryota, Metazoa, Chordata, Actinopteri, Salmoniformes, Salmonidae. The transcript is spliced from 13 exons. The record is from RefSeq and is a predicted model, not a curated record. Gene Ontology annotation, biological process: regulation of transcription by RNA polymerase II; anatomical structure development.
AUGCCUCAAAAAGAAUACCACAGCCAAGCCACGUGGGAGUCUGGCGUAGCCUCGAUGAUGCAGAACAAGGUCUAUGACAUCUGUGAUGAAGGUCACAGCGGUGUGAACCAGCUGGGCGGUGUGUUUGUUAAUGGUAGACCGCUACCGGACACCACCAGGCAGAAAAUCGUCGAACUUGCUCAUAGUGGCGCGCGGCCGUGCGACAUCUCCAGGAUUCUGCAGACCCAUGAUGACUCAAAAGUCCAAGUGCUGGAAAAUGAAAACGUGUCCAACGGGUGCGUGAGUAAGAUCCUUGGCAGAUACUAUGAGACUGGCUCCAUAAGACCGAGAGCGAUCGGAGGCAGCAAGCCGAGGGUAGCCACUCCAGAGGUGGUGGGGAAGAUAGCGCAGUACAAGCGGGAGUGCCCGUCUAUUUUCGCCUGGGAGAUCCGCGACAGACUGUUGUCGGAGGGGGUCUGCACCAACGACAAUAUACCCAGUGUGUCGUCGAUAAACAGAGUCCUCCGCAACCUGGCUAGCGAGAAGCAACAGAUGGGCGCAGAUGGCAUGUAUGACAAGCUGAGAAUGCUCAACGGUCAGACAGGAACUUGGGGGACACGGCCCGGCUGGUACCCCGGAACUUCAGUGCCAGGGCAGCCCAACCAAGAUGGCUGCCAGCCACAGGACGGUGCUGGAGAGAACACAAACUCCAUCAGUUCGAAUGGGGAGGAUUCUGACGAGACGCAGAUGCGACUCCAACUAAAGAGAAAACUCCAGAGGAACCGCACGUCGUUCACACAAGAGCAGAUUGAAGCACUGGAAAAAGAAUUUGAAAGGACUCAUUAUCCUGACGUUUUCGCGAGGGAAAGACUGGCAGCGAAAAUAGAUCUGCCUGAAGCAAGAAUACAGGUGUGGUUCUCAAACAGAAGAGCGAAGUGGAGGCGGGAGGAGAAGCUCCGGAACCAGCGUCGUCAGGCCAGCAACUCCUCCAGUCACAUCCCCAUCAGCAGCAGCUUCAGCACCAGCGUCUAUCAGCCCAUGCCUCAGCCCACCACACCGGUGUCCUUCACAUCUGGGUCUAUGUUGGGCAGACCUGACACGGCCCUCACCAACACGUACAGCGCCCUGCCUCCCAUGCCCAGCUUCACCAUGGCCAACAACCUGCCUAUGCAACCCAGCCAGACCUAUUCCUGCAUGCUGCCUACCAGUCCGUCUGUGAAUGGGCGGAGCUACGACACAUAUACGCCCCCUCAUAUGCAGGCACAUAUGAACAGCCAAUCAAUGAUCACUUCUGGUACCACCUCAACAGGACUCAUCUCUCCUGGAGUGUCUGUCCCUGUCCAAGUCCCAGGCGGCGAGCCUGACAUGUCUCAGUACUGGUCAAGACUACAAUAG